AUCUCUUGCAGUAAUUACUUUUCUAUCUUGCCUCGUAAUCGUAUUUACGUUUACAUCGUGUGACAUGUGGGAUCAAGUUAAGAUCAAAAGAAAAUUUAUGGGAAAAGAUUUUUAAAUUGGAGAAGUUUAAAUGAUCGAAAGGAAAAACGAUCAACUGUGCGUGUGACGAAUAUAGUGAAGAAAAUGAUCGAACCAUCCGACAAGAAAUUGCUUUACAACACCGUAUUGUCACAGACAUUCUCACCCGAUGGAAAUUAUCUUUUAGCUGGCAAUAUUUAUGGAGAUGUAUCAGUAUUUGAUCUGUUGAAGGUCUUAGGGCCCAAUAAGGUAGAAGAGAAUGAGUUACAAGGACCUAAUUAUCGCUUUGCUGCGCACCCUGAACAAGAAGUUGCAUGUAUGCUCUCUGUGGAGAAUUUUCUUGUGACAGGAACACGUGGUGAAAUAGCGGGUUGGGACUGGAAAGUGAUUACAUCAAAUAAAGCUCCUAAGAGUAAAGUUUCUUGGAACAUACAAAUUCCUGCUAAUAAAGACAGUUAUGAUAAGCCAGAUAUAAAUUAUAUGGUACAUUCAAAAGUGGAUAAUUUAUUAUAUGUUGGCUGUGGUGAUAAUAAUAUUUAUGUUAUAAGCUUAGAGGAUAGAAAGAUUCUGAGAAGUAUGCAGGGCCAUACCGAUUACAUUCAUUGUCUUGCCAUAAUGGAUAAUCAGCUUGCCUCCUGCAGUGAAGAUGGUUCUGUGAGAUUAUGGGAUUUGCGUAAGAGAGAAAACACUAACAUACUAACACCACAUUUAAUAGAUAAAGUUGCUCGACCACGAUAUGGAAAAUGGAUUGGCGCUGUUGAUUUUACAGAAGAUUGGUUGUUAUGUGGUGGUGGACCUAGUCUGUCGUUAUGGCAUAUGCGCACGAUGGAAGUAGCGACAGUUUUUGAUUUGGCUGAUCAAGGAAUUCAUGUAGCAGAAAUUUACGAGGAACGCGUGAUCGCCGGUGGUGCAACUGAUCACGUUCAUCACAUGACAUAUCAAGGCGAAAUUCUUGCUAAAGUUCCUACUUCGAGUCUCACCGUCUAUAGUGUGGUGCAUCAAGAAACACCACACAAGAUGCUCAGUGUUGCUGGCUCCUCAAAUUGCAUUGAUAUCAGUACAAAUUUCAAUUAUCGCGAGAUGACGCUCAAGUUUGCAUAAUUAUUAGAAUGAAUUAAAGCUAUCUUUAUGUGUAUUUUAUACUUUUAAUAAAAAAAAAUAUAAAUGUGAAUUGCAUUUUUGCUAAAAAAUGGAAAUUAACUUCCUGGAGAGAAAGUUUCGAUUGUUUUCUAAAUAAUUCGGAUGGAUGUAGUAGUAGGUAUAAUUAGUGCCAGAUUUGCAAUCUUUUAAAUAAAUAUAUUAAUAAAGUGUA
Messenger RNA from Pogonomyrmex barbatus (red harvester ant), 1390 nucleotides. RefSeq names its product THO complex subunit 6 (gene thoc6). Gene Ontology annotation, cellular component: THO complex; transcription export complex. The record is from RefSeq and is a predicted model, not a curated record. Gene Ontology annotation, biological process: mRNA export from nucleus. Lineage: Eukaryota; Metazoa; Arthropoda; Insecta; Hymenoptera; Formicidae. Gene Ontology annotation, molecular function: protein binding.